UUUUUCGGUGGUCACAGAGAGGAGUAGGAGACCUCACUCACUGACUCUGGCAGUGUGAGGGACUGAGGAAGGGCAAAGAAACGUAUAAAUCCCAUCUUACACACAGCAGGCUGUGAGCUGGGAUGGUAGCGGAGGAGAUCGUGGUCUGCCUCUCAGGAGGAGCUCCGUGGGGCUUCAGGCUGCAGGGAGGAGCCGAGCAGCAAAAACCUCUACAGGUGGCCAAGGUACGCAAGCGCAGCAAAGCAUGUAGAGCAGGACUGAAAGAGCAUGACGAGCUGGUCGCCAUCAGUGACCAGAUGUGCGCUGAUUUCAGUCAUGCUCAAGCCAUGAGCCUCAUAGAUACACAGAGCGCUACACUCAACCUGAGGGUCAAAAGGGCUCCUUCUGGUUUCCACGCAGCAUCAACCCGCUCCUCCACUAGGGUCCUGUCUCCCACCUCCAACCGUUCCUCCAUCCUCUCCCCCACAGGGGUACCAAGCGGCAUCACUUCCCCGCCUGACAGCAAGGCUUACUACGGAGAAACAGACAGUGACGCAGACACACAGUCGCACACACAUCGACGCCAACGUCGCACACCCCCACACGCUCGCUCACCUGCUCGCUAUGACAACCAGGAAGAGGAGGAGACGUCAGAGAUGAGCGGGUAUGAAAGCGCCACAGAUGCCGGGGUUUCCCUGCAGGGGCAGUGGGAUGGUCAGACUCUUCUUGGCGUACCUCGCAGAGAGCUCAUCUACCAGCCCCUCCAGACCGACUGGACCACUCCAGCACACACUCCACACACUCUGACCCCUCACUCGCUAACACCCACCCCUGAUCAGGGGUUAGCUGAGGGGGAGGGAGAGGGGGACAGCGGCUUCCAGGAGGCGGGGGUCGUCAUCGGGCUGACCUGCCCGCCUCUCGUGUCUCCUGAGCGGGCUAAAGAGGCUCUGAUGUCGGGCUCAGGUAAACAUCUGGUGCCGAUGGUGGGACCACAGAUGACCCCUCUCAGUGAUGAGCUCUCAACCACUUACAAGGAUAAAGCCCGGCAAGCCAAGUUGCAGCGUGGGGAGAGUCUGGUGGAGAAACAGGUGAAAGAAGCGCGUACUAAAUGUCGCUCUAUUGCCUCUUUGCUGACUGAUGCCCCCAACCCCAACUCGAAAGGGGUGCUUAUGUUCAAGAAACGCCGGCAGAGGGCCAAGAAAUACACACUGACCUGCUUCGGCAAAGUUGAGGGAGACAGAGGAGGUGAUACAGAAGGGGAGACAGAGGAGGAAGGAGGAAGUUCAGUUCUAAGUGGUUCAGAAGUAGAUGAAGAAGGAUUCUCAGCAUCAUUCGACCCAACGUGGGAUACAGGUUAUCUAGAUCUGCUUGACAAGCGAAGCUCUGCUUGCCCAUCAACAACACCAACUACUCCUACAACGCCAACAGCCAAUCAUAGCUUUGGGCUAGACGUCUCAAACUAUCGUAGUCCAGGAGUUGUGAACCCGGUCAAUCAAAAUCCAGGGUUGGAGAUAUCAGCGCUGGAGAGCUUAGCCUAUCAGGGCUCCAGACUGGAGAGCAGCUUCACAAAGCAGCCUAUCAGUAACAAUCCUUCAACAAUGUCUCCUCCUGCUGUUGCUCUGACCAAUGGGGGGUCAGUAGCUGUUAGUCGUGCCAGUGUUGUUUUGAGUCCCCCAACUCAAACGCACCUUCCAAGUCAAAAUGGGCAACCUUUCAACCUAUCCUACUCUAAUCUUAGUACUAGCCUUAUCACUGACUCCGAGCUGAACCUGAACGCCAAUUUCAGCCCUACUCCAGGUGUUCUGAACCGUACUGCACGCCCCUUCACCCCGGGCCCUUCAUCUUCCCGUGCAAACGUUACUUCUGUGAUGUUUCGCCCUCCCCAACCUAAACCGGCAACUAAACCAGUAGCUGCAGUCUCCAUGAUGACCAUACAACCUUCUCGCCAGUCAUCAGGGCCAGAUCCAAGGAGAGCGGUAUCUAGCACCUCUCUGUACAUCUCCCCAAGAAACACGAAUGGCAACACUCCCCCCUCUGGGAACUCUCCUCCCUCCUCUUUGUCUUCUGCGCCAUUCUCCCAGCAUACACCAAAUCCACCAACAUUUUCCCCUCAGCCUGCAGUAUAUGCUUCCCAAUCCACUCCAUUCUCUCCUUCAGCACCUCAAAGCACCCUCGUCUAUCCACCACCUGCUCAACCUUUCUAUCCUCAACCUCCUAUGUCAUAUUCAUCUCACCCAUCUCCUUCCACCCACACAGCUGCUUCUCCCUUCUCUCCACCACAUGCACCUGAUCUGACUCAUGCUUCUUUCCAUACCCAGCCAACCCCUCCUCCUCCCAUCGCCCAACUUGGUUCAUCACCAUCUGUCCACCCCUACGUCAAUACAACAGGUGUAAUGACUCCUAGUUCCUAUGCUGUCAUGGAAACUGCAUCACCUCCGCAAGCUCCUGCAGCUGAUUCAAUAGAGUCACGAGAGCAGCGCAUCUCUGUCCCCGCCACUCGCACUGGCAUCCUGCAUGAUGCCCGUCGUCGAGCCAACAAGAAGCCAAUGUUUUGUGCAGUCCAGAACAAAGAUAUUAAUCCAAACCCUGACCUGAUGUCAAUGGUCCAGAACAUGGAUGAUCAUUUUGAGAGAACCCCAGGUGCAGAAACUGGAGCUCCACCCAGUGGGGAAACUGGACAUGAGUCAGGGCCUGAAGAGGAUUGGCUGAGGCUUGGUGCAGAGGCUUGCAACUUUUUGCAAGCUCAGAAGGGACCAAGACCACCUCCAGUUGCUCCGAAACCACAGGCACCUCAGGUGCCACAGCUGGGAGGGAAAGGAGGCCAACUGUUUGCCCGUAGGCAAAACAGGAUGGAUCGAUAUGUUGUAGAGCGAGCCCCCUCUGUCGCUGCCGCACCUUUCUCCCCCGCCCACACAAGGGAGCCCUCACCCACACCUUCUCUGCCUGCCACCUGGAAAUACUCAUCAAACAUCCGUGCUCCCCCUCCCAUCAGUUACAACCCCCUACUCUCUCCCUCCUGCCCUCUGAAAGCCCAGAAGAAGGCAGAGGUGGCAAAGUUGGGGUCAGCUGGAUCCAAAGGAAAGAAAGCUGCGGCAAAAUCCGUGGACAUCAUGAACCACCAGCCCUACCAGCUCAACUCCUCUCUGUUCAGCUAUGGGGGCGGGGUUCCCCAGAAUACCUCCACCUAUCAGCAGCAGCAAGGAAGUGCAAGUGGUCCUCAGAAGACAGCAAGAGUGUAUGAAGUAAAGCGAUUCUCAACACCUCCCCCAACAUCCACAGGGCCAGCCCUCAAAGUUAUCGUACCUCGGUCAGCUACAACACUCGGAGAACCUCUGUGGCGCUCUGAUAUGACAUCUCCUCCACCUACAGCUGGUCAAACCCCCUAUCAGGCCUACCAAACUCAACCUUUCCAAUCUCAACCCCACCCUUAUCAACCUCAACCCCAACCUUACCAACAUCAGUGGGCACCCUCCCCUAUGUCUCCUCCACCUCCCCCUGCCCCCACUGCUCCACUCCCACAGCUUCCCUCCUUCUCCUCAGCUCAUGCUCAAAAUCUUGUCCAGUGUCCUACUUUCUCACACCUUCAGCUCUCCAACACCGCCCAGGCCAACAGGCAGUUUAAGAGUGCCCCAGAUCUGAGUCCUCUGAGCCCCACUGGUGGCUCUCUGCCAGUGUCUAGCAGCACUCAACUGGCCAGGGUCCCCAAGCCCAGGUUCAGCACUUCCAACCUGGGUCUGCAGCCUAGUGUCUGGCGCCCUGGAUCUACUGCACACUGAACUCUGUUCUGGACAUUUCAAACCAUGGCUCUGUGGGAGCGCUGAGGAAUGUUUUCUAUGUGUUUUUAGUAUUGUGUUAUUGUUAAUCAGGGCUGCAGCUGUCUUUUUUAUCAGCCGUGUUUUAGCACAUAAACCUUUUAGAAUGGCCACCCAAGUAGAAAAUUUAACAUUUAAUCUUUUUGACCCAUUUACAGUAUCUUGUGAUUUAAAAAAAACAUUUUUUAGGGAGAACUGUGUUUUAGGAAAUGCGACGAGGUCACCUGAGAAAAGUUGAAAGAAUUGUCUACAAUGGCAGAAUGAAAGGACCAGCUGAGGGAAAUUAAUAAAAAUGCACUGAUUGAUGAUGAACAUAAAAAAAAGAAGAAUCGAGGACGUGAAGACAAGACUGUUGAAAGAGGUGUGGUCACCAAUGAAAAGUAAAGCACUGAUGAAGUGAGGUUUUUUUUAGACAAUAGCUUAUGAGCUGUAGAAAUGCAUGUUGGACUUGUAGCCUCACAAUGUGUACACGUCAUGUAGUACCUGUUGCGAUCCAGAAAUAUCAUAUUUGAAAGGAUGCUGACUAACAAAUUUAACGUCCUGCUAUUGCUUUAAUUCACAACAUUCACUCAGAUUAAAUUUUCCUCUGAUGUCAAGUGGAGAAAAGAAGCCGGUAUUAUCUUUUACAGUUGUGUUCCAGGUUAAAAAUUGUAUAAAGGGGUGCAGAUGUCCUAGCAGAGGUCGCGCCGCAUGUACGGAGGCCAUGGUCCUCCAAAUGGGCGGCCCGGGUUCGAGUCCAGCUUGUGGCUCCUUUACAUGUCAUAAUGUUGUAUAAACAAAAACAAAUCUGGCAAUCACUAUAAUUUUACUACGUCUCAAUUUAUCAGAAAUGUUUGAUUUUAUUAUUUUUGUUUUAUGUUAGCAUUGGCCAGUUCAUAGCAUUCCCUUUAUUAGUUAGGAAGAGGCUGAAUGCAAACAUUAGCUGUUGUCAGACAAUAGCUAAUGGAUUUCAAAUGUGUUUAAAUUUAAUCUGGCCUGAUGUUAUUUUUGAUUUUCACUGUAAAUUGUCUUUUUAGUUGGAUAUUCUUAAAAUUCCUGAGGUUAAUACAACACAGUACAACUUUGCAGAUUCAUAUGCUUCCCACUCUGAGUGUGACAACAAAAGUCCUGCCAUUUGAAUAUGAUCAAUUCCCCCCUCAGAAAUAUACAAAUAUUAGAAUUGUAUUCAUAUUUCUGUUAUUUUUUUAGUAUGCAUAUAUGCAGCGGUUUGUGUUUUGUUUUCUGUAGUUUUUCAUUUGUCGAGAAGAACAGCUGUUGUAAAGGGAAAUCUUUUACAGUAUAGCAUUUAUUUUUUGAUCCGUUGAUAUGAUACAGGAGUGCUAUAACAUGUCUGUUUAGCUGUGAUUCUUUUCCACGGAGACUGAGAGACUGAA
Molecule: messenger RNA, 5164 nt
Organism: Labrus bergylta (ballan wrasse)
Lineage: Eukaryota; Metazoa; Chordata; Actinopteri; Labriformes; Labridae
Product: synaptopodin 2-like protein
Biological process (GO): positive regulation of actin filament bundle assembly
Cellular component (GO): Z disc; actin cytoskeleton; nucleus
Molecular function (GO): actin binding
Source: RefSeq, a predicted model, not a curated record